UGUUAUACUUCAUUGGAAAAUUUUUAUAAUACAUAUUGAUAGGCCUCGUAUAUAUCUUUUAUCGUAGAUGUCACACUCUGUACAUCAUUAGACAGUAAAAUAUAAUUUUCGCCCUUUCGCAUCAACAGUGUAGUUAUCAAUCACAAAUUUUAGGUCAUGCGUUGAUCAAACGUCAAACCCCAAUAUUCAUUUUUAAUUAAUUUUAUAUAUCUUUGAAAUUUUUGUAUUUAAAAUAUCCAAGUAUUCGAAUCCGGAAUGUCCGAUCAAUUAUUUUUGUGGGAAUUUCUGAUAUCAAAGAUCAAAUUCGAUCCGGGUGCGGUCAGUGUGCCUUCUUACGAUAGCAUCAGGCUGAUGUUUCUUUGUUCGGACAUCUUGGGAACCGAAAUACUUACUGAUGAGUGCCCAGUCGAUGAUAUUAACCCUGAUGCUAAGCCCAAUAAUGGAGAAUUUAACGUAAAAAUCGGUAAAACCUCCCUGUUUACCAUCAACCCAGACGAAUUAAAGGAAGAACUACAAAAAAAAUCACUGACAAUAGAUCUGUACCUAUCAUCGAAAAAGGUAGGCUCGGCUUCCUUCAAAUGGCCAUCCGUAUUUCCAGAUUUCGUAAAGAACUCAGCGUCUGGAUCGAAACCAGCCAGCAUCGUUCAUAUGGGGUCUUUUGAUUUCGUCGAUUCUGGCGGUAAAAAGAUAGCCAACAUUAACAUGGGUAUCAAGUUAGGGUACUUGGGUGAAAACGUCGAAACUGCUUUUAGUUUGAAGUUUAAGGAUGCGAUUUUUGUCAAUCCCAAGACUAACACUAAAUUCAAAAGCGAAAAGCCUGUAACUAUAGACGUCGUUCCCAGUAGCCUACCAAUGCAAAGUGAUUCCAAGAUAUCAUGGAUCGGUCUAUUCGAACGGAAGAUGGCAGCCGAAGCAGUGAGCAUAGCGCCCUUUAAUAUCGAAGAAAUGGAAAUGAAAUUUAAAGGAGGGAAAGCGGCCGAUGCAACUAGUCGUGUGAGUCAUAAUUGGGAUGUGGUUUCCAUAAAAUUUCGACCUGACGACAACAGAUUUAUGGACAUAAUGAAUUUGAUGGCCGACGAAGCUGCACUGGAACCGAGCAAAGCUAGAAAAGAAACUAAGUUCGCUGAUACCGUCGAUGUACAUGAAUUCGAAGAGGCGGACAAUGAAUUAACUUCGGAAAAAAUUAUGAAAAAAAUAUGCAAUAAUCCUGCAUGUCCUGCGGCAAAGAAAUUCAAGGAAUAUGGACUAGGUCCUUUGGCUACUGGUCCAGGUCUUGGCACUAUGUACAAGAAGGUUCAACCGACGAAAACAUACCGACUGAGUAAUACCUAUGGAGUGUUCACCAGAUACGGCCCAUUUGGCGUUUUUGAAAAAUCGGAAUUUCCAUUCUUUCCACCGAAAGAAGACACAACUGAAGUUUGUCCAAUCGACUUCCCUUGUUUGCCCGAUGAAGAUGAAGAGGUUUGCUCUUGCUAUUCGGAUCAAGAACCGUCUGUACAGGAGAGUAAAUGCUCAUGCGGUGUCAGAUAUUGUAGAUUGAGAGGUGGGGAGGAGAAGAAAAUAAAGGAGAAAUGUUGUUGUUUUAAACAUAGAAAUCAUCAAAAUAAGGACGUUCCUCUGAGGUUAAGAGGAGGAGGCAUCGCAGAAGAAGAUGGCAUUGAAUCUGUAAGCGAAUUCACUGUUUGCACAAUCUGCGAUUUUGACAACAAUGAUACAACAUGGCCGACAUCUUAUGAUUAUGAUAAUAAUAAUUCAGUCUGGCCGACAUCUUGCGAAUAUGAUCAAUAUUCUGCUCGUUUAAGAGGAGGCGGUAAGAAAGAUGACAAGAAGAAGGAUGAAGAGGAAAAACCGAAUGCAAUGAAGUCACCGAUGGAAGAAUGCAAGCCGGUGAUGGACCAAUUUAACCAAAUUUUGGCCGAAUACAAAAAGGCUUUAGGUCCUUGCGGCGAAGCCAGUUGUCCUUUUUCUCAAAAUAUUUGCGGAGAAUACUGUAAGAAGAUUUGUCACGCGAAAGAAGAGCCGUGUCCUUGCAUGAGGAAGGACAGUUGCCAAGAAAUGCCUUGCGAUAUUGACCAGUGUCCCUUCAAGAACAAACAAGAUAAGAAAAUAAAAGGAUCUUGCGGAAGUCCUCAUUGUCCUUAUGCUCAAUAUAAAUUGGGACUGGUAACCGACGAUGCUGAAUUAGAACUCGCCUAUCUCCCCCCCGCGGUAAUGGGCAAAUGCGGGGACCCGAAAUGCGACUACCCACCGCAAUUUUUAACUCUACCUCCCAUCCAUUGGGAUUGUCCCGACCCCUUACCGCAAGGUUGUUGCAAAAACCCCAAUUGUCCUCAUCAACCAAAAGGUUUGCUUGAAUUGAAAGUGCCAGUUCCGCAGGCGCCUUGCGGCAGUGCUUCUUGUCCAUACGCUUUACCGCCAGCCUGCGAUAUGCCUAGUUGUCCGUUUAGAGAGAAACCUUGCCCCUUUAAAGCUCAAAAGAAAGCAGGGGUGGCCAAGCCAAGUUGUGAGUCUGAUUCAGACGAAUCUGACGACGAUGGUGCGUGCUGUAAUCCUGAGUGUCCUUACAGCAGCAAGAAAAAUGGCGGAAACAAAAGGUUGCGCGCAGGAUCAGAAGCAGGAUCGGCUAAAUGCACUAACCCUUGCUGCCCUUCCAAGAAGAAAAAUCCAGCUUGUUGUUGCAAUCAGGAAUCCGAUACUGAAGAAAGCUUUUGCGAUAGCCCGGAAUGCCCAUUGAAUCGUGACAAAAACAAAGGUACAGGGUGUUUCCCACCUCAACCACCGAAAUCGGAUGUGUGCGAAAAUCCUGAGUGUCCUUCCAGAAUUUACAAACGACACAAAAAAGAUGAUGACGGCGAGAUUUGUGACAACGAUGACUGUCCGUACAGAAAAGGAAUGGGAAAUAGAGACGAUGAUGAUGUAUGCGGCAAUCCAUACUGUCCUUACAAUGAUCCACCGCCGAAGAAAAAUGCUUGCUCAAACCCUAAGUGUCCUUUUAGUGGCAGCGGCCAUGCUGAAGAAUCUGACGACGCGAGUAUUUGUUCCAGUCCGGAUUGUCCUUUUGCGCAGAGCAGAAAGAAGAAAAAGACCGACGAUGUGUGCGGGAAUCCAAAUUGUCCGUACAAACCUAAAAAACCGAAGGCAAGCGGUGAAGUUUGUAAUGAUUGCACCGACUUACUCUGCAACAACCCCGAUUGUCCCAACUACAGUCCACCUGCAAUAUCGUCAGGUCCCGAUUAUUGCGACAAUCCCAUGUGUCCUUUCUCGAAGGAGUACCAAACGUCAGUUUGCGUCGAUCCGUUUUGUCCUUACGCCCAACCAUUACCCUCUUGCGGCAUUCCCAACUGCCCUUACGAGAAGAAACCCAUUAUGUUCUGUCCCAGUCCGAUUUGCCCAUCGAAAUUCGCUACUGCCGUUCCCACCGAAACGUCUGGACCCGCUUCUUCUGGACCUACCUCGGGCGGGGAGAAGAAGUCAACACGAAGAAGGUCUUCAGAAGAACAAAAAAAGAAAGUGGACGGUGCAGGAGACAACGCUGGUCAAAAGCAGAUUAUAACGGCAACUACUGCGACUACAGGUACCGAAGCGAAAGAAAUUAAGAGGAAGAGUCCUUACGUGUACUCGUUCGGCGAUAAGUGGCCAGGCGUUAAAAUAGGUCAUAGGGAAUGUAACCCACCCAGAUUCAGGAUACCCCAGAAGAUGGGGUGGAUGUGGAAAAUACAGCAACCGUAUUUUGGUUGUAAGAUGAGACGAGGUUGGCGGCCGGGUUGCAUCGAAAAAUCAGUAGCCCAAAUGAUCAAAGCCUUCAGAGAAGCCAAAGGUUUGGGAUUGCUGAACAUACCCGAUUUCGGAACGGGUAAAAAAGGAAGAGGAGGAGGCGGUACCGAAACCUCGAGCUGUCACGUACGGCCUAAACCGACGUUGCACAUCACCAAGAAAGAUGGUGUGUACAAUAUCAUUAUGAAUCCUUUGAAGGAUCCGAAGACCCUAGCUGAGACUGAGGAUCCGUAUAUGGAGUGCACGCCCAUGCAGUUUAAGAUAACUAAAAACAAACUUAAAGCUGGUGAUGACGAUUUCUGUCACUGCAACGAUCCGCCAGAAGACGACAGCGACGACAGCGAGCUGGAUAUCGAGUUUACCCCUCCGGCUGGUAUCAUCCAUCCGGAGAGAUUCAAAAAGAAGAAGAACGUCAUUCACAUUGAGACGCAGUACAAUCCCGCCGAUUUCGCUGAAAAGAAGAAGGCUAGCAAAAAACCGCCGAAGAAGGGCGAUAAGAAGAGUAAGACGGGAAAAGAUAAAAAGAAGAAGAAGUCCAAGUACGUGGAUCCCGGAUAUUGCUGAUAAAUAAUGAAACGAGAACGUUUGUAUUGUUUGUUUUUUGAAUAGUUUGUUACGUUUUGAGAAUAAAUGAGGUUUUAUAAAUGGU
This is a messenger RNA of Psylliodes chrysocephalus, 4423 nucleotides long. The record is from the annotation of a GenBank genome assembly. Lineage: Eukaryota; Metazoa; Arthropoda; Insecta; Coleoptera; Chrysomelidae.